CCAGGGGCGGACUGACCAUUUGGAAACUCGGGCACUGCCCGAGGGCCCGGGGUCAGUAGGGGGCCCCAUGAGAUGCCCCUGGUACCUUUUUCAUAGACUUUUUUGAGUUUGGGCAAGGACACAGGGGCCCCAUGAUCCCCUAUUGCCCGGGGGCCCCAUGAGUUGUCAGUCCGCCCCUGCCUUUGCCGCCUAUCAGUACUGCCUAUCAGUGCCCAUCAGUGCCGCCUAUCCAUGCCACCUCAUCAGUGCUGCCUCAUCAGUGCCC
Messenger RNA from Staurois parvus, 265 nucleotides. Lineage: Eukaryota; Metazoa; Chordata; Amphibia; Anura; Ranidae. The record is from the annotation of a GenBank genome assembly.